This is a messenger RNA of Cottoperca gobio, 948 nucleotides long. RefSeq names its product transmembrane protein 17A. Gene Ontology annotation, biological process: non-motile cilium assembly. Bases 280 to 948 code for a protein of 222 amino acids. Gene Ontology annotation, cellular component: ciliary transition zone. The record is from RefSeq and is a predicted model, not a curated record. The transcript has 4 exons. NCBI's taxonomy places the organism in Eukaryota, Metazoa, Chordata, Actinopteri, Perciformes, Bovichtidae.
UUAAAUAAAAAUGUUGAACGGCCACUUACUCACUUACUUACUAACAAACUGCCAUGCUGUCGUCUCAGACUAAUCCUCGACCCGCCUCCCGCACUAUAAUCUGAUUAGCAGUGAAGUCUGCCAGUGUGUGUCCAUUUGUGUUUGUGCCUUCAUGCAUUUGUCUACUUGUGUAACUUAAAACAACAGGGGUUGGCAGUCAACACUGGAACACAGACACAGUUUUGGACCGUUACGCUUCCUGACUCCUUGGCUCGGCCAUGCUCACCAGCUCUACCCACAAUGCCUGUGUUUUACUCACCUGUUCCCGAGAACCUGCAGAUGGGUCUGGCCUAUAUGGGAGGCUCUGUGUUCACCAACAACAGGACAGCGGACAGCGACUACAGCAGGGAGCAGGAGGACGCCUCUGUGGUGAACGAGCUGGUUUCUCAUCUUCCCCUGCAGAUGCUGCUGUACUUCAACAUGUUUUAUUUUCCCUGUUGGUGGUUUGCUGCUGUUUUCAUGUUGGAAGUGAAGUUCUAUUAUCUUCCCGGGUACUACCAGGCUCUGCUCAUAACCGGGAUGAUCCUCCUCACAGUCAUUGAAGUGGUCAGACUUUAUCUGGGCUACAUUGGCAACCUUAAAGAAAAGGUGCCAGAGCUGGCAGCCUUCUGGCUCCUGUCUUUCAUGUUCCAGCUGCCAGUGCUGCUGUUCUUCCUGACCGAUGAAGGAAUUAUCAUCAUGCCUCUAGAGAGAGCCGUCAACUCCCUCUACCUCCUCUUCCUGCUCGCCCAGAUCCUGGCGUCCUUCCUUGCGCUCAGGACCAUGACCCGAAAGCUCACCCUGCUCUUCUAUCUGCGUCAGUUUGGCAAGGAGGAGAGCCUCCGUGAGGCAGGGAUGAGCCCCGUAUAUGGGCUGCCCUACCACCGCAGUGUGCUGCCCAUGUCACACAACCAUGAAAUGUAUCAUUAA